This is a messenger RNA of Brassica rapa (field mustard), 4088 nucleotides long. RefSeq names its product paired amphipathic helix protein Sin3-like 5. The record is from RefSeq and is a predicted model, not a curated record. Gene Ontology annotation, biological process: negative regulation of transcription by RNA polymerase II. Gene Ontology annotation, cellular component: histone deacetylase complex; chromatin. NCBI's taxonomy places the organism in Eukaryota, Viridiplantae, Streptophyta, Magnoliopsida, Brassicales, Brassicaceae. Gene Ontology annotation, molecular function: transcription corepressor activity.
CACACACACAUAAAAAAAAAAUUCACAGGCUCCUUCUCUUUCCCUCUCUUGCUCGAGCUUUCAGCCUUUGAUUUUUAUUUUCGGGUAACCUCUCUCUUGCUUCCCCUGAAAACUAUUUGUAUCUCAGAGAGAGAGAGAGAGAGAGAGAGAGAGAGAGAGAGAGAGAGAGAGAGAGAGAGAGAGAGAGAGAGAGAGAGAGAGAGAGAGAGAGAGAGAGAGAGAGAGAGAGAGCAAUCUUCUCCGCUUGCUUUCGCGUGAAGAUUCGUAUCCGUUUUCUCCGGCAAACUCAACGGCGGCGAUCCACUCUUCUUUCUUUCUAUCUUCUUCGGGAGGAACCUAGAACUUGUCUCUGUCCCUCUGGAGAAUGUGAUCCUGUCUCUUUAAGUGAAGCGUUUGUUGUUAUUGUGAUUUGUGAAAGUUGAAGAGAGAGAGAGAGAGAGAGAGAUGAAGAGAGUUAGAGAAGAGGUUUACGUUGAAGCUCAGACACGAGGACAAACUGUCUCGUCUCGUGGAGAAACAAAUGGUAGUAGGCCUUUAACGAUAGGUGGAGGAGGAGGAAACAUGGGAGGGCUAACAACGAACGAUGCUUUGAGCUAUCUCAAAGUUGUGAAGGAUAUGUUCCAAGACAAGAAAGACAAGUACGACACUUUCCUUGCACUCAUGAAGGACUUUAAAGCUCAGAGAGUUAACACUGAUGGCGUCAUAGAAAAAGUGAAGGAGUUGUUCAAGGGCUAUGACGACUUGCUUUUGGGUUUUAAUACCUUCUUGCCUAAGGGUUACAGAAUAACCCUUCCGGAGAAGAAGCCUGUGGAUUUCGAUGAAGCUAUCGAUUUUGUUAACAAGAUCAAGGCGCGGUUUGGGAAUGAUGUACGUGCGUAUAGAAGAUUCCUCGACAUCUUGAACAUGUAUAAGACGGAAGGCAAGUCCAUCUCCACUGUCUAUCAAGAGGUUACUCUGUUGUUCCAGGGCCAUGAAGAUCUGCUUGCUGAGUUUGUUAGUUUCUUACCUAAUAAUUCAGGAUCAGAUUCUGCUCAAUACCCUCUUUCCGCAAGGAAUGCGCUACCUGCCAUGCAUCCAAUGCAUUUUGACAAGAGAAUGAAAUUUGGGAGUAGGCCUGAUGAGUAUACUGAUCAACGAGAAGAUGGUGACGAGAAUCUUGUGGCUGCUGGUGAUUCUCGGGGAAAAUCCCUUAAUCAAGGUCAAUGGCGGCAGGUAGAAGACAACGAGGAUGGUCAUGAAAAUGUAGUCUUUGGCAACGGAAGCCACAAAAAUAAUAUGGCCAAGGGUAUAAAUGAACUGGAUCUUUCAGACUGUGUACAAUGUACACCAAGCUAUCGUCACCUGCCAGAUGAUUAUCCCAUUCCUACUUCAAGCUACAGAAAUUCACUGGGUGAAAAGGUACUUAAUGAUCACUGGGUAUCUGUCACAUCCGGGAGCGAGGAUUACUCAUUCAAACACAUGCGUAAAAACCAGUAUGAAGAAAGCUUGUUUCGGUGUGAAGAUGACAGGUUUGAGUUGGAUAUGUUAUUAGAGUCUGUGAAUGCAGCCAUUAAGCGCGUGGAAACUCUUCUGGAGAAGAUCAAUAACAACACAGUCUCUACACCAAUUUGUAUCAAAGAUCACCUAUCAGAGCUGAACCUAAGAUGCAUUGAGCGGUUGUAUGGGGAUAAUGGGCUUGACGUUAUGGAUCUUCUGAAGAAGAGUUCUCAUGUCGCUUUACCGGUGAUACUAACUCGCUUGAAGCAGAAACAAGAAGAAUGGGCUAGGUGUCGCUUUGAUUUCAGGAAAGUAUGGGCCGAUGUAUAUGCUAAGAAUCAUCACAAGUCACUAGAUCACCGUAGCUUCUAUUUCAAGCAGCAGGACUCCAAGAAUCUGAGCACAAAAGGUUUAGUGGCAGAAAUAAAAGAUAUCAGCGAUAGAAAGCAUAAAGAAGACCCACUUCAUGCCAUUGCUGUCGGAACUAGGCCCUCUUUCACCCCAGACUUGGAGUUCAGUUAUUCUGAUACUCAAGUUCAUGCUGACCUAUAUCAACUAAUCAAGUAUUACUGCGAAGAAAUAUGUGCUUCUGAACAAUCGGAUAAAGUAAUGAAGCUGUGGGUAACCUUUUUGGAGCCCAUAUUUGGAGUUCCUUCUAGGUCUCAAACUAGUGAGGCAAUGAUAGAUGCGGCCAAGUCCAAAGACAACCAGGAGCAGCAAGAUGCAUGUGAGGCAGUGAAGGACAGCACAUGUGACGUUUCUGUUGUCUCAAACCUAAAACUUCUAACACCCCCAACGGCACAUACCAAAGAAAACCCACCAGUACAAGGAAGCUCUGUCGCACAAGAAACCAUUCUGCAAGAUAAACUGCAUGUUCGCGCAGCUAUGGAUAUUGAGGAUACCCAGCCUCCAAAGCCGGUUUCACCACCCAGAAAGGAUCUGUUAAUGGAGGGUGUAGAGAAUCAUAGCAAGGUAAGUGAUGUAAUAAUGGGAGAGCAAAAGGUUGAGCGAGAAGAGGGCGAAUUAUCUCCCACUGAAAGUUAUGAGCAAGACAAUUAUGAGGUUUAUAGAGACAAUGGCGUUGAGUCUGUUCAGAAAUUGACAGACAAUGUAGGAAGUAAUAAAGAGCAAGAGCAGAAAGAAGGUGCAGUCUGUAUGGAAGCCGGAGCAAAGAGCAAUGCUCUCCCUAAAGAUGAUGGAAAUAAAAUUACUCAAAAGCUGUCAGAAGCGAAUGAAAAUGCCUCUAAAGAUAUUGCCUCAGGAAGCAAAUUUGGUGGCCAAGUUUCUUCCAAUGAAGAGCAUAAAGGAGCUAUGAACUGUGACCGGCUUGACAGUGAAGAUGGCUCCUUUCUCACAAUUUCAGAACGGUAUCUGCAACCUGUAAAGCCCCUUGCAAAGCAUGUGCCUGUGAAACUACAAGUCAGUGAAAGUAACUCACCGAAUGAUUCUCGAGUUUUCUAUGGGAAUGAUUCCUUUUAUGUGCUUUUUAGGCUUCAUCAAAUGUUAUACGAGAGAAUACAAUCUGCAAAGAUACAUUCAGAGAGGAAAUGGAAAGCUCCAGAUCCAGAUAACACAUCUCCUGAUUCUUAUACCAGGUUUCUGGAUGCUCUCUAUAAUUUACUUGAUGGCUCGAGUGAUAAUACAAAGUUUGAAGAUGAAUGCCGAGCUAUUAUUGGAGCACAGUCAUAUGUUCUCUUCACAUUGGAUAAGCUAGUUCAGAAGUUUGUCAAACAUCUUCAUGUAGUUGCGGCUGAUGAGACAGACACAAAGCUACUGCAACUAUACACAUAUGAGAACUACAGAAAACCGGGAAGGUUCUUUGAUAUAGUGUACCAUGAGAAUGCGCGAGCCCUUCUCCAUGAUCAGAACAUAUACCGGAUUGAAUAUUCAUCUGCACAAACCCGUCUGGCUAUUCAACUUAUGAACAACGGGAGCGAUCAGCCUGAAGUUACAGCUGUAACGGUGGAGCCAGGUUUUGCAAAUUAUCUGCAGAAUGACUUUCUUUCGCUUCUACCUGAUGAAGAAAGACCUGGUCUAUUUCUGAAGAGGAACAAGGCGAAAAUGAGCGGUCCAAAUGAAUCUUCAGGGAUACUGCGUGCAAUGGAAGGGUUGAAGAUAAUCAAUGAAGUCGAAUGUAAGAUGGCUUGCAGUUCUUCCAAGGUCAAGUAUGAACCAAACACAUCAGAUCUUCUGUAUAGACGGAAGCAGAAGAAACCAAAUGGACUUGACAAGGAUAAAACUCCUAGUAGCAGUGAAAUCUCGGGAAAGAGAAGACUAUCGCGUUUUCACAUGUGUAUGAACCGUAGACUUGCUGCCUUGCCUUAACAACGCGGCUUCCAGCCGUGUGAAAGUUCUUGGCUGAGAUAUGCAGGCAUGAGUUCGUAGUAGAGAUCAAACUGUCUUUGACAACGAUUCUUGCAUCAUUUUUGGUUCAAAGAGAUUCAUAUGGCAACCUUAAUUGCGUCUGAAGCCGCCAGUUUUGGUGUAGUGUUAAGAUUAUACAUGUACCAGACUGCUAUAGUGGGAGACUUUAUAUUCAUUCAUUCAAACAAAUGUUGGAUUCCUUCUAAGUUAUGUUUCUUUUUCAAUUCAAUUUCUCAUCCCUUUCGUCA